This is a messenger RNA of Arabidopsis thaliana (thale cress), 1011 nucleotides long. RefSeq names its product Chaperone DnaJ-domain superfamily protein (gene NdhU). NCBI's taxonomy places the organism in Eukaryota, Viridiplantae, Streptophyta, Magnoliopsida, Brassicales, Brassicaceae. The coding region runs from base 116 to 772 and encodes 218 amino acids. The record is from RefSeq and is marked reviewed. The transcript is spliced from 5 exons. Gene Ontology annotation, cellular component: NAD(P)H dehydrogenase complex (plastoquinone); chloroplast thylakoid membrane.
GUGGACCUGCAUUAUUUAUUUAUCCGCUUAGAUUUCUAUGGUUGAUACAAUUUUGGUAUCCGUUAUCAAUUAAAAUUCGAAAUAUUUGUGUGUUUGGUGUGUAAACCUUGGAGCUAUGGCUUCCUUAUCGACGAUAACUCAACCAUCUUUAGUCCACAUUCCCGGUGAAUCAGUCCUCCAUCACGUACCAAGCACGUGCUCUUUCCCAUGGAAGCCAACUAUCAACACGAAGCGGAUUAUCUGUUCGCCGGCUAGGAACUCCAGCGAAGUAUCGGCGGAGGCAGAAACCGAAGGUGGAUCUAGCACCGCCGUUGAUGAAGCACCGAAAGAGUCUCCAUCUUUAAUAUCCGCUCUCAACGUCGAACGCGCGCUACGUGGCCUUCCAAUUACAGAUGUUGAUCAUUAUGGACGGCUUGGGAUUUUCAGAAAUUGUUCUUAUGAUCAGGUUACAAUUGGUUACAAAGAAAGAGUUAAAGAGUUGAAGGAACAAGGACUAGAUGAAGAACAACUCAAGACCAAGAUGGAUCUUAUCAAAGAGUCAUAUACGAUAUUGUCGACCGUGGAAGAGAGAAGAAUGUACGAUUGGAGUCUAGCAAGAAGCGAAAAAGCAGAACGGUACGUGUGGCCAUUUGAGGUUGACAUCAUGGAACCAUCCAGGGAAGAGCCACCUCCUCAGGAACCGGAAGAUGUAGGACCAACGAGGAUUUUGGGAUACUUCAUUGGAGCAUGGCUUGUCCUUGGUGUUGCUCUUUCGGUUGCGUUCAAUCGUUAGCCAAAUUUCGUUUCUUUAUAGCUCUUCUUUUCAUAUCUUCUUCCUCACUUCAAAUCCGAUGUUUAUUUACCCGAUUAGAUUUGAUGAUGAUGUUCAAGCUACAACAAUAUAACGUAUCUUUGUAUGUGGGUAUUUACGUAUCUCGUUUCCACGUUGUAAUGCAUAGAAUCUAAAUACCAAAUCUGAAUUAUAUUUUUUGGACAAUAAAAUUUUCAUUAGGCAUGGACACAUCAUUUAUC